Messenger RNA from Lethenteron reissneri (Far Eastern brook lamprey), 2373 nucleotides. Its product is annotated as secretagogin-like. The record is from RefSeq and is a predicted model, not a curated record. Gene Ontology annotation, cellular component: terminal bouton; cytosol; synapse. Gene Ontology annotation, biological process: regulation of long-term synaptic potentiation; regulation of presynaptic cytosolic calcium ion concentration. NCBI's taxonomy places the organism in Eukaryota, Metazoa, Chordata, Hyperoartia, Petromyzontiformes, Petromyzontidae. Gene Ontology annotation, molecular function: calcium ion binding.
UUUGUGCGACACAUGCGCAGAUGUGCCGCUGAUCUCUCAAGUGGGCUCUGCGCUACAGGCACUACAAGCUCAGUGUGCGUGUGUGUCUCUCCACAUAUAUAUAAGACGUGCUGAGGUGUGCUCGCAGUUCCAGAGAAGGUCACCAUCGCUAACUACCACUACACAUCCAUCAAGUGACUCAUCUACCAGGUGUACCCAGCAAAGGCACCUGCAGGUGAUCUCCUCUCUCUCUGCGCCACUAUCACGGAGGAAUGGCGAAUUUUGACUUCGGAGACAUCAGUGCGCAAAAAUUCCUCGAGAUUUGGAAUCGCUUUGACGCCGACAACAAUGGCUAUAUUGAAGGCAAGGAGCUUGAUGACUUCUUCAGACAUCUUGUCAAGACAUUCGGAGCAGAGAGCAACCCAACUGAUGCUCAGGUCCGGAGCCUGCGGAAUCGCUUCAUGUCAAUCUACGAUGCCACAGCUGACGGGAAGCUGGAGAUCGAGGAGUUGGCUAACAUGAUCCUGCCCGAGGAUGAAAACUUCUUGCUGCUGUUCCGUCGGCAGCUCAAGCUGGACAAUAGUGUGGAGUUCAUGAAGAUUUGGCGGAAAUACGAUUCCAAUCGGAGUGGCUUCAUCUCUGCCGUCGAGCUCAAGAAUUUUCUCAGCGACCUCCUGGCAAGACACACCAAGAAGAUUUCCGACCACAAGUUGGAGGAGUACACUGAUGCAAUGAUGAAGCUGUUCGACAGGAACAAGGAUGGACGGUUGGACCUGGGGGACAUGACCAGGAUAAUGGCUCUUCACGACACUGGGAACUUCCUGCUGUGCUUUCGCAUCGAGGACACUACUCCAGAAAUAAGGAAAAGGGAUUUUGAGAAAAUCUUCGACCAUUACGACGUGAGUGGUACUGGUGUGCUGGAAGGUGCAGAGGUUGAUGGACUGGUCAAGGACAUGGUUGAGCUCGUCAGGCCGAGUCUCAGCGGAGUGGACUUGGAUCGAUUUCGCUCGUCGCUCAUGCACCACUGCGACGUGAACCGCGACGGCAAAAUCCAGAAGUCGGAGCUGGCUCUGUGCCUCGGAGUCAUGCUUGGCGACUCCACGUGACGCGCACACCGGCCGUGCCCCGGGGGCUGCCCUCCUCACCCUCCGUGCCUCCUCUCGUCACUACCCACUGUCCCCAGCACCACCCCGACCCAACCCAAAAUAUCCCACCCUCAACUGCAUCACCCAGCAGCCACCCCCGUCUCUCAUCCACAUUACGCUCGUCUGCCACCCUUUGCAUGUCCAUCAACCCACUUAAUAAUGCAUUUAAUAUUCUCUACCUAGAUGUCAAGCUUUGCAAUUAAUGUGACAUGUCCAAGGAGCCUCCAUGUGCUGUGCCCCACCACAAACCCCCCGCAUGCAUGGGCUCACUUAUGGUGGCUACAUCUUUGUUAUUUGUGCCCUUGUUUAUUAAAAAAAACACAAGCACUGCCACACGAUGCCCCUCAAUGGCGUGGAUGGGUGGAAUCAUUUACGUGAACCCGCACUCCUUUGGCUGGCACUUUAGUAAAUUGGGAUUGAGGGUAAAUCUACGUGACUUUACCGAAAGACCCAAAGAAUGUGGGUUUGAGGGUGUUUGAAAAUUGUAAAAUUACCACCAUCUAGACGCAUAUUUGGGCAAUAAAGUCCAUUAAGCUAUACAAAACAUUACGGAAAUGAUGAACGACUCGUACAGAAAACCAUGAACAUUCAGUUGAAAUGAAAAAAAAACACUCUUUGGUUCUUUCGGUAAAGUAACAUAGGUAGAAAAAUAAAAUAGAAUAAAAAAACAAUCCUCCAAAAAUAUUUAAUUGUAGUCUGGUGGUGACCUGAAAGGUUCAUAAUUCAGGAUUCUCGUCGUCUCGAACGCCUUCAAUUGGGAAAUGAGAGAAGCAGCAGGUGCAGGGUGCUCAUGAUGUGGAAUAAUCGUUGCCUGAGAAAGAUGGACAGAUAGUAUCUAAGGAAUCGCUGAGCUCCAAGGCACCUGAACUCUGCCCUUUGCACAACAGCUCCAUGCACACUUCCAUACAAGCAACAGCUGCUGUACGUUAAGGUUUGAGUAAUCAUGUGGUUUUACAGCAACUGUUUAAAGUCAAUGGAGUUUUCAAAAAAGCCAGCGCAUUCAUAUCGUGAAAAUAUGCAUGGCCUGUUAUAAAGGAAACGGUGAUAUGAGGUCGCAGUGAGAAGCAUAUGCUCACCAAUACAGCAUUUUGAUGUGUCGCAGUAUCUCGCGAUUUUUGGUAGUCAAUUCCAGUUGCAUGCAUAAUGCAUAUAUAUUUUUUGAAUUAUUGUAUGCCGCGCUCUUGCUAUUGUGAACACACCGAAUAAAAAAUGAAUUCAUUAAAUAAACAAUGCCAAGGAGGCGCACUGU